CUGUAACUAUGAGCGGAAGAGGCAAGGGAGGAAAAGGACUCGGCAAAGGAGGCGCCAAGCGUCACCGCAAAGUUCUCCGUGAUAACAUUCAGGGGAUCACCAAGCCUGCAAUCCGCCGUCUGGCUCGCCGUGGUGGAGUGAAGCGCAUCUCCGGUCUAAUCUACGAGGAGACCCGCGGUGUGCUGAAGGUCUUCCUGGAGAAUGUGAUCCGUGAUGCCGUCACCUACACCGAGCACGCCAAGAGAAAGACCGUCACUGCCAUGGAUGUGGUGUAUGCCCUGAAGAGGCAGGGCCGCACUCUGUACGGAUUCGGAGGUUAAACAAUUUGACAUCUGAUACAAAAACCACAAAGGUCCUUUUAAGGGCCACCCAUAUACUCCAAAAAAGCUGAAUUCCUCUGGUCAUACCUGUUUUAUAUAUCUCGGUGCAAGCAAGAACUCAUUUAUGUCCACCAUGUUUUGCAAAAAAUAAGUCUCCUUAAAUGACAUGUCACUCGGCGAAAUAUGACACGAUUGAUAGAAGACUCGGAGGAUGAAACCGUCUUUAUUAGUCACAUACACGCACACAGCCGAGCACACGCAGUGAAAUUUGUCCUCUGCAUUUAACCCAUCGUAGGAAUAGGAACAGUGGGCAGCUAUUGUGCAGCACCCGGGGAAGGUCUCUGCAUUUGACCCAUCCUAGUGUUAGGGGCAGUGGGCUGCCAUUAUGUACGGGGAGCAGUGUAGGGAACGGUGCCUUGCUCAGGGACACCACGGUAGCACUUGGUCUUUUGGGGACUUGAACUGGUGACCUUCAAGUUCCCAGGCCAAGCCCCUAUGGCCUUUUGCCACCACCGCUGAUAGUGACAUUAUCUGUGUUGAAGGACCGGCUGCACAGUGUUAUACAAUGUAAAUACAAAACUCCCUGGCAUUAACACUGGUUGCAAUGAACUUAAUGUAAAAUAAGAACUUUUCAUAGAAACAUUUCCAAAAUUCAGGUCAAAAUAUAACCUGGAAGAACAACAGCUCUUUUACGAGUGACCCACAUAACAUAAGUGUUUUGCUAUCAUGCUGGAAUCAAUUAUGUAACAUUACAAUAUUAGUGGUUGUUGAGAAUAAAUGUCAACCUAUUGUUGUACAUUAAAUAAAACCCAAAUUACAUCUCCCAAAUAACUUUCAGUAGGAUACUUGCAGUAUUUGACAUUCACCUAUUCGAAAAUGUUGCUCAGAUAUAAAUUCAAUGUGUUACACAGUGGAGUUUGAGACAAGUCCGUAUCCUGUGGGUAUUGUCCACAGUAAUCGAUGUAUUAGCCUACAUUUCUAUUAUAAUGUAAGAUGGUUUGAGCGCUUGGAAAAGAGCUCAAAUAAAUACCAUGAAUUAUUGGGUCCAAAUGUAUUUCAAUAAUCAGGAAAGGAUUUCUCAGAGCAACUUAAAUGUGACCCAGGUUUCCUUGCCAUAGCUAUUUACACUGUAGCUACAGUAUAUGUAACAACACAGCCAACACAUUUAUUUAUAUUUCAUGUCUAACACUUGGAUGUUAUGUUACAAAGAAUGUGUAUUCAAAGGGAACUAAUACAAACUAUACAUUUCAGUAGCGGUGAUUCUCUACAGAAUGUCUGCUAUUUUUAAUUAUUCAUGUGCAUAAGUUCGCACACAGCAGACCCUUUUUUGGCUAACUAGCUGCUAUUGACAGUUAUUGCACCACUGGUAUAGACAUGUACUGUCAUAAUACAUUUGUUCUCUGCCGUAUAUGCAUCCAUUUUCGUUUAACAGACUGCUAUUUUUAUAUAUUUAUUGUUGUGUCCCUUUUUUGAAUUGUUUAUUCUUAUUUUAUGUAUGUAUAUAUUUUAAUGUUUGGGAAGUAGGAAACAGCAUUUUGGUUUCCCUGUUUGUACAACACACAUAUAGAUAUUGAUAUUAAA
Molecule: messenger RNA, 1901 nt
Organism: Eleginops maclovinus (Patagonian blennie)
Lineage: Eukaryota; Metazoa; Chordata; Actinopteri; Perciformes; Eleginopidae
Product: histone H4
Exons: 1
Coding region: 9-320 (103 amino acids)
Biological process (GO): nucleosome assembly
Cellular component (GO): nucleosome
Molecular function (GO): protein heterodimerization activity; structural constituent of chromatin; DNA binding
Source: RefSeq, a predicted model, not a curated record